AUGGGCAACUAUGGCUAUGGAAAACGAAAUGAACGUGGUGAACAAUUAUUAGAAUUCGCAACAUCACACAACCUAUUCAUUUGCAACACAGCAUUUCAACAAAAAGCAAGUCGAAAAUGGACAUGGGAAUCACCGGUUGGUUUACACAAGAACAUGAUUGAUCUAAUCAUCAUUCAAAAGCGCU
This is a messenger RNA of Rotaria sordida, 184 nucleotides long. The record is from the annotation of a GenBank genome assembly. NCBI's taxonomy places the organism in Eukaryota, Metazoa, Rotifera, Eurotatoria, Philodinida, Philodinidae.